AUGAACGAACUGCAUGAAUCACUUAUAAGCUCUACUGUGUAUUGUUUAAUUGAAAAAUAUAAUACGCUCAUAUCAAACCUAAAACCAUCCCAGGAUUAUUUUUUGCUUGAAUUAUUUAAUAUAAGUUGUCAAAUUGAAAAUAAUAUAUAUAUAUACUAUAACAAAUGUAGGACGAAGUUUACAGAGAAUGAUUGUCUUAAAGAAUCCACAGCUUAUAUUACGUAUUUCAAUGGAAUAACAAGAAUAAGGCACGUACUAGACGAAACGAUGAAUCAAAAAGAAAAUUCUCUUAACUUUUUUCCUACUAGUAAUACCAAUAAAAAAGUUACAAUUACAAUAGUAUUAGUUCAUAUAACAAUAUGA
Messenger RNA from Plasmodium gonderi, 363 nucleotides. RefSeq lists its product as hypothetical. NCBI's taxonomy places the organism in Eukaryota, Apicomplexa, Aconoidasida, Haemosporida, Plasmodiidae. The transcript has a single exon. Bases 1 to 363 code for a protein of 120 amino acids. The record is from RefSeq and is a predicted model, not a curated record.